Molecule: messenger RNA, 1092 nt
Organism: Porites evermanni
Lineage: Eukaryota; Metazoa; Cnidaria; Anthozoa; Scleractinia; Poritidae
Source: the annotation of a GenBank genome assembly
AUGGCCACUUCCUCUGAUCAACUGGCUGAGCUUAGACAACAUGGUAGCUUUUUUGCCAGGUCGACACUGAAAGUAACUCUUCUGGGAAGUGAGUGGAAUUCUUCAGCUGGUGGUUUGUCAACAUUAAACAGGGAGCUUGCUAUUCACCUUUCAAAACAUCCUAAAGUGGAAGUAGCAUUGUUAGUUCCCGAGGGAUGUUGUGAAGAUAAGGAAAAAAUAGAGGCUUGGAGCUAUGGAGUAACUAUUGCCGAUGCGCCGCAUCAACCAGGCUAUGAUCCUCUUGACUGGUUAAGCUUCCCACCCAAAGACCUCAGCAUUGAUGUUGUUAUUGGUCAUGGUGUAAAGCUUGGCCGGCAAGGACAAGUUAUCCGAAAUUUUCUCCAGCUGAACAACUGUAAGUGGGUACAAGUGGUACAUACUGCUCCAGAAGACCUUGGCAAGUAUAAAAUCUACGGUGAACCUACUUCAAAAGGGGAACAAAAGCAUCAGGUUGAGGUUGACCUCUGUAAGCGUGCUGAUCUUAUCGUGUCUGUUGGACCUCGGCUAACAGAGUUUUACUCUUCGUACUUACGAGGCUGCAAGAAAGAUAAGGAUAUUUUUUCGCUUACUCCAGGACUUUUUGAUAGGGAAUUUGGGGAUUUAGUGCAAUCUGCCCAUGGCAAUGGUGACUUUAGGGUGUUAAUAUUUGGUCGUGGUGAUAAGGAGGAUUUUGAGCUUAAAGGGUACAACAUUGCUGCUGAAGCGUUUACUGACCCACGGCUGAAGAAAAAACCUUAUCAACUGAUCUUUGUUGGUGCACCUGAAGGAAAGCAAGACGAUGUUUGGGAAAGACUUCUGCAGUGCGGUGUUGCUAAAGAACAGCUAAUUGUCAGAACAUUCGUUCGUAACAGAGGCAAAAUAAAAGAUUUGCUGUGCGAAGCGGACCUUGCCAUCAUGCCAUCAAAAUCAGAGGGAUUUGGACUUGUAGCACUUGAGGCCUUAUCUGCCGGUUUACCUAUUCUGGUAGGCAGUAGGUCAGGAUUUGCCAAGGCUUUAGAGAACAUUCCUCAUGGUCAUUCGUGCAUAGUGUAUUCUGAUGACCCUGCAAAAUGA